AUGAAGAUUACCUUCGCCGUAGCGACACUGUCGGCGGUUACCACUCUCGCCGACGCAUACCCGCACAUCGCAGAGUACCUCGCUGAGCGGAACUCGCGUCGUCAAGAAAUCCCGACUGUUCCCUUCCCCAAGGUGAGUGCUUAUGACGAAGGCGAGGUGCCACAUUCGCACGGUUUGGGCGGCGCGUCUUGUGCCUACGCGGCGCUUAGGGGCCAUGCGCGCGCCACUGCGCCACUACGUUGGCACGCGCGUCGUCACGGCCUGGACAUCGUGCGAAGAACCAUAGCACGCUCGACCUCUUUUACCAUGACCCGAGGCUUCCAUUUGCGACUGACACAUCUCGCUGCUUGUAUUGAUGCGUCCUCAGAUUGGCGGUAUCCCUCGAGUUCUCCCCAUCGGCUUCAACGCCGACGCACAACGCGUCAGCACCACCGGCGACCAUGCCUUCAUCGCACCUGGACCCAAUGAUCGUCGAGGCCCCUGCGCCGGUUUGAACGCCGCCGCCAACCACGGGUAUCUUCCUCGCGACGGUAUUGCCACCUACGCCGCCGUCCAGACAGGUCUUUGGGAAGCAUUCGGUCUCGACCAAACCGCCACCCAGGUGCUUCAGCAGACGACGACCUUCUUCGACGGUGACCCAAUCACCCAAAAAUGGAGUAUCGGAGGUUUCAGUCCUAAGACGGCCGCCCUUGCACCUGUGGGCGACCUCCUCGGUCUGCCCCUCGGCACCGCUCUCGGCAAGGAGUCCGGGAUCUGCGGUUAUGGUCAUCUCAAGUCCGAAGGUGACGCUUCGAUCACCCGCGGUGACUUCCUCGCCCCCACUAUGAACUCCAACUGCGCCAGUUACCCCGAAUUCUUCCAAGAGCUCCUCGAUACCUCGUGCGAGGUCAACAAGGACUGCUCGAUUACGAUGGACUCGCUCGCGUUGCACCAACAUCGCCGCAAGCUCUACUCGAUCAACACCAACCCCAACUACUUCUCCCCCGCAUUCGCCGGUGUUGCUUUCACCCCCGCGGCGCACCAUUUCGUCUUUGCUCUGAUGGCCAACCGAUCGUCGGAACACCCCGAGGGCUUGCUCACCCCCGAGGCGCUCAUGCAAUGGUUCUCGUACUCGCGCGAUGCGUCGGGCAAAUUGGUCUACAAAUACGGUAACGAGCGAAUCCCCGACAACUUCUACAAGCGUGAGUGGUCAUUCGAUGGGUCCAUGAUUACCUUUGCAGGCUUGUCAGUGACUGACAUUACCUCCUUCCUCGGCGCGUCUCAGGUGGCCUCCAAGACCCCUGGACCCUGCCCGACAUCUUGACCGGUGUCGCGCAGCAGUGCCUCGCCUACCCCACCACUUGUGCCAUCGGCGGUAACACGGGCAAGGUCAAUUCGUUCGCUGGCGUCGAAGUCGGCGACCUCUCCCACGGCUUGUACGACUCGAGUGCCUACACCGAUCCCGCCAAGCUCGGUUUCUUCCUGUCGAUGAACAUCCAAGCCGAGGCCCCGUCAUUCUUGUCCAACGUUUUCCAAGGCCCGGUCGCUCAGACCGUCUUGAGCUUGCUCACGUCGACCUUGAUCCCGACGCUCGCCAAGGGUUUCGGGGAGUGCAACGGCAUCAACGUCAAGGGUGGCAAUGGUGCCGGUGUUCCCUUCGGCCAGUACUCGGGUGCUUCCCGGUUCCCUGGUGCCGCGGUGCAGAACGAUGGUCCUCGUGGCAUGUCGCCCAGCCCGUAA
Messenger RNA from Microbotryum saponariae, 1719 nucleotides. The record is from the annotation of a GenBank genome assembly. NCBI's taxonomy places the organism in Eukaryota, Fungi, Basidiomycota, Microbotryomycetes, Microbotryales, Microbotryaceae.